AUGCUCAGCCGCCCGAACGGCGAGCUCACGAGGGCCGACCAGUACUACUACCAACUGAUCGGCCGGCCGCCCCCCAGCCGGCAGUACGACCGCAACCAACCCCUCAUCCGCGAGGGCCCCAACGACUACAUCAUGCUCCGGGGCGGCGCCAAAAAGCUGCUCCGCAGCCUCCAGCCCAACGGGAACUACCACUUGACCAAGCUCGGGAAGAGCUUCUUCAAGGACAAGUGGGUGGACUGGGUGGUGCACGUGCCCGUCAUCAUCCGCGGCAUCCGACGAAACGGCCGGAACCGCGGCAUGCCCUACGAGCGCACGAAGCGCCUGCCCGUCACGGACCUCAACGCGUCCGCGCUCGCGCAGCUCGGGAACCCCGAGCCGAACGACAUUAUUUGGGAGCUGUCCGAUGAGACCUACUACCUGGACGCAACGAAGGAGUGGACCUUCAGCCAGCAGGCCAUGCAGGUCGUAGACGACCGGGUGGUGGUGGAGACCGUCCUGGAUCAGCCCCUGGGGGCUCUGCGGGACGUCUCCUACCAGCUGUACUGCGGCGACGAAAUCCUAGAGUCCGCCUUCGAACAGCGGCCGGACAAGCUUUGCGUCCCUCGGCAGCUCGCGGAGCUGAUGCGGCUGCCGCUGCAGGAGGUGCUUUCGGACUUCGACGCAAUCUGCACCAAAAAAACGUGGCGGGAGCAGGGCGUCACCCCCCGAGAGAUCCGGGAAUUCUGCCUCUGGCGCCAGGCCCCGAUGUUCUACGUGGACUGCCAGGGCCGCCUGCUGGACAAGUACGAGCCUACCGUCAAGGAGCAGCGGGCCGUGGCCUUCACGAGCUGGAACGGCCACGCCUUCUUCUACAAAUCCGCCCGCACCGUCGCGAAGUGCGAGCCGAUCGGGGAGCGGGCCAGGUACCGGGGCGAGAGGAAGCCCGGCGAAACGCCCGAGUUCAAGGAUUGGCGGGAGUGGGAGGGCGAGGUCGCCAGCGGUCAUUUCUACACUGAGGACCUGGAGCAGGUCCGGAGAGAGCUCCUGGCCGAGGGGCACUGCCCGAAGGUGGUCAUGCGAAGCAUGAGCGAGUGGCGGUGCCUGCGGCUGAGGGUGCGGGGCGGCGAGGACUGCGUCAUCUCCGCCUUCCACGAAGACCUGGAUGUGCUGCAGGCCUGGAUGGGGCGGCUGGGGCUCCCCUAUUGCGGGCAGCGUCUGGCGGGCGCCGCGAGUGAGGUCUUCCUUCACCUUCUCAAGGCCCGCCGCGAUCCGCCCGGAUCUCGGCAAGCCCUGCUCGCGGAGCAGGACCACCAGUGCAAGCUCUGCGCGGCCCCCAUCACUGCAACCACGUGCGAGUUGGACCACAUCGUCCCCGUGCACCAGUCCUUCGCCGCACAGGCCCAGAACCUCCAGGCACUGUGCCUCGAGUGCCACCGGAACAAGACGGCCCUGGAGUCCUCGCACGCCACGACACUGGAGUCGCGCUUCAGCCGGCGGGCUUACGAGCAGUACGUGGAAUCGCCUCGACUCCCGCCGCUCGUCUUCAAGCUCAACAGCCACAAGCCGGACCACAUCUGCCACGGUAUAGACGUGGUGCGGUGCCGCAAGAACGGUCUGGCCCACGCCAAGUUCCCGGCGCCCAUCUUCUGCCCCAAGGACAACGUUGAGCAAGCCCGCGAAGGGCACCUGGCGGACCUGACCUACGUGAGGCUCCGGGAGGACGGGCGUUGGGCGGCGUUCAAGCAGCUCCCCUACGUCGGCCAGGGCUGGUACGCCAAGCCUGCGGUGGCCUACAUGCUGGAAAAGGGCCUUGCGACAUGGAGCGACUUCGUGCACAGCCUGGACGCCACGGCGCACGUGGACCAGGAGUCCGUGGCUCAGGCCCUGCAGAAAAUGGAGGCGGCUUGGCCAGAGGGAGAGGAGCACUACGCGAAGCUGUCGGUGAAUGCCCUCAUCGGGCUCUGGGCACGCAACAUGAACCUCAUCUACACCAUGCGCACCAGCAACCACCAGUUCGACGGCUCCGGGUGCCAGCACCGGGAGCUGUUCCUGGACGCCGCGGGUGGGAUGCACUGGGAUCACAUCUACGUGACGCAGUUGUUGUCCAACCGGAGCUGCCGGCCCGUGCACGACUUCGUGAUGGCCUCGGAGUACGUCGCCGUCUCCAGAAUCCGGGAUGCACUCGCAACCGUGCCGUCGAGGUACCUGAAGGCCGUCAAAACGGACUGCGUCGUUUUUCAGGACCUGCCCAAAAAGUUCCAGGGCCUCGUGGACAGCCUGGUCCGCGAAAGGCAUCCCGACGGCACGCCCGUGUACCGAUGCGAGGAGGUCAAGGGCCUCGAAGGCCAGUAUCGGAUCCCCCGAAUCGAGGCGGAGUGGAUGUGCAACAUUGACACCUGGAAGGUCGCGGAGGACCCUGUGCUCCACUGCCUCGAGGGCGGGAGCCUGCUGCUGACCGGCUACCCGGGCACCGGGAAGACCCACCUGGCGCGCCAGAUCGUGACCGCCCUCCGGGAAGAAGGGUACAAGGUGAAGAUCAUCACGAAGACCCACUCCUCCGUGCAGAACUUUGGAAUGCAGGCGGAGACGGCCGACCACUGGGUGCGGAGCACCGUCCGGAACGGCUACUGCAACAUCGACUGGCUGGUGGUGGAGGAGAUUACGCAGCUCGACACGGGGCUGUGGAACGACGUCACCUGCGUCUCCAUGAACCGCAAGGUCAAGUUCCUGCUGCUCGGCGACUUCCGCCAGUUCCCCGCCGUCAUGGACAACUUCGCGGGCACCCCGGUGCAGCGGGAGCUCAAGCACUGCCAGCUGCUCCACGACCUCACCGACGGCUGGCACCACGAGCUCACCGAGAACAGGAGGAGCGACCCGGGCAUCUUCGACUUCCUCCGGUGGCUCCGCGUCGACGAGCCCCGGGAGCAGUCCCUCCCGGAAGCGGUCCGGGCGGCCCAGGAAAGGUUUCCGCGGCAAGGCGAGCCCGACGUCAGCCUGGUCAUCUCCCACGCCCACCGCAUCAGGAUCAACGCGCGGGACAACCGUCGUCUGGCCCCGCCGGAAGCUGUGACGAUCGAGUACACCGGCACCGGCCCGACGACCACCAACAUGCCGCAGACCAUGCGGGUCUGGCCCGGCCUGAAGCUCAUCGGCGUCGGCGGCCGCGUGACCAAAGGCAUCUACGUGCAUGUGGCCGAAGUGGGCCCCGAGAAGAUCGUCUUGGACGGCGGCGACUCCUUCACCCACGCCGCCCUCCUGAAACACACCCGGCUGUGCCACGCCAUCACCUACGCCUCGUGUCAAGGCCUGACGCUCGAAGGGCGGGUCUUCCUAUGCCGGGGCUUCGGCCUCUCUGAGCUGCAGGUCCGUCACUUCCAUCAGAAGCCCGCACUGGCCCGACAUGAGCCACACCUGGCGCAAAUCUGCGCGCACCUUGCAUUCCCGACCGGCCAGGUCGCCAGGAUCCUCCAGCGGCUGCUGGUCGGCGUCCCAGAAGCGGACUCGGGACAAAUCGACCUUGAGCUUGAUGAAGCUGUUCCCGCGGGAGGAGGUCUUGAGGUAGGACACGAAGCGACCCUCCACGUCCGACGCGGUGAGGUAGCGGCCGAAGAUUUUAGAGUCGUGGAGGCAUCGCUGGGUCAGCUGGCCCUUGAUGUCCUUCUCGAUCGCCUCCAGGUCUGCCUUGGCGGCCUCGUUCUGCUCGAGACACAGGGGGAGUCGCCGGGCUUCCGUCUCGCUGCCGUAGGGGCUGGGGUGCCACAAGAUGCGCAGCCACUCGCGGGACCGCCAGGCCUCCGCGCACACCGGGAAGAACUUGCCGCCACGCUGGUUGGUCGUAAGCUCACCGAGCUUGAGUACCGUUUUGGGCUCCAUCGCUCCUUCUUUUUUUCACGACAAGAAAAAAAAUGCCGGCCACCGUCUCCACCGCGGAGUGCGGGGUGGCCCUGCUGGCGUGCUUGCUGGUCCUGUGGGCCUUUUCUUUUCCUUCAACAAAUGAGACUCCUGGAACUCUUCAGCGGCACGGGGUCGGUCGGACGUGCCUUCGGCUGGGAGGUAACGAGUCUUGACAACAACCCAAAAGCCAGCCCAACCAUCUGCUCCGACAUCCUGCAAUGGGACUACAAGGCCUUCGAGCCCGGGCACUUCGACGCAGUGUGGGCCUCGCCCUGCUGCACCGAGUUCAGCAUCGCACUCAAGAAGCGCCCCCGCAACCUGCCGCUCGGAGAUGCCCUGGUGCUCAAGACCCUGGAGGGCCUCCACUGGGACAAGGUAACGUACUGCAAGUACGGCUUCCGCUACAAGAAGCCCACGGCCAUCUGGCACAACCUGCCCUGGACCCCCUCCCAGGGGCCCUGCCGCAAGGGCGACCGCUGCGAGGCCUUCCAAGGAACGCGUCACCCAGAGGCAGCGCAGCGAGGGCCCACCAAGGGGCGGCAGGGGAGCAACUCGCGGGACCAGCUCUACUCCAUCCCGCCUGUGCGUCUCUUCAAGACGCCUGAGUACUCCGUCAAGCAGCCGCCUGACCCCGUGGUUUGCAAGCCCCCCGCCAAUGGUAUUUUGUGUGCUCCAUCUGCAAGCGGAAAGACGGUACUCCUUGUGAGCAUGAUUUUGGAGCAAUACCGGGGCUGCUUCGAGCGCAUCUAUAUCUUCUCGCCCUCGGUGGAGGUCGACCCUGCCUGGCAGCCUGUCAAGGACUACAUCCGAGACGAGCUGGGCGUGAAUACGGACCGGGAGCAGUGCUGGUGGGAGGAUUGGGACGAGGGGGCGCUUCGCAAGAUAAUCUCGGACCAGAAGCGCAUCACCCAGAAGAGCAAGGAGCUGGGCCUGAAAAAGCUCUACUCGGUUUUGGUGGUCCUCGAUGAUCACGCCGACAAUCCGGCGGCGCACCGCAAGACGGGCGACGGCGUCCUGGACACCCUCUUCAUCAGAGGGCGUCACUUCUGCAUCAACACGUGGGUGUCUACCCAAAAGCUGCGACUGAUGAGCUCGGCUGUGCGAGUGAACGUUAUGUUUUAUUGCGUCUUCCGGCUGCGAAACCAACUGGAGCUGGAUGCCUUGGUGGAGGAGCUGAGCGCCAUGCUCCCGAAAGAAACCCUGUACGCCAUGUACGAGGAGGCCACCAGGGAGCCCUACAGCUUUUGGUUCGUUAACCUCCGCGCCCCCAAGGAAGACAUGUUUUGGGUGCGCUUCGACCGGAAGUUCUUGCUAAAUGGGGACGCUCCUGAGCCAGAUGGCAUCUACGAUCCCAGCCACUGGCCGCCGCCAGAGAGGCCCCGACAAACCUCCGACGGGUCCAACGCCAGCGAGUUCUCGGCGCGGCCCACUCGGUUUUUCAGGCGCCGUUCUAAAAAGGGCAUGACGAGUAUCUACGUGGACUCGCGCCUCCGCGCGGAGGGCACGGACAGCAGCUUCUCCUUCGACAUCGGUGAGAGUGUGCACAUUCAAUCCGGCGCCAAACUUGCGGUGUACAAGGUCCGCGUUGCUGACGCCUUCCUGAGCACGGACCGCGGGACGUUCUUGUACUGGGAGGACACGGUGGCCGGCACCCUGCACUACGCGGAGCUCCCGGUGGGCGCGUACACGGGGCCGCGAUUGGCUGCGUGGAUCAGCAGCAACUUCGCUUCCGCCAGCUACACCGCGGAAACGAACGAAUUGGACGUCACCUGGGAUGGCGUGCGCCUCAUCCUCAACGAUGCCGAGCUCCGGCAGCGCUUCCCAGGCACGGCCCCCUACCCGCCGGGCGCCUCGCCCAGCAAGCCCCUGUCCAUCAACCACCUCCUCGGCCCCAGCUACCUCACAGGCUCUGUGCAGCGCUUCGUCUUUGUGACGAUGAAUCCGUUCUCAGAACUGUACCUCAGGUGCCCAACACUGGCCAACGGGGAGACGACCGUGGGCCCGUUGGGGCACGACAUCCUCUGCAAAAUAGUCGUUUCGAAAGGCGUGGGCCACGUCAUGGAGACCGAGACGUCAGAGGGGCACUGGGUUCAGCUGCACGGGCCCAUAACCCUGCGUCACCUGCGCUUCAAGCUCACCGACUACCAGGGCAACAUCGUGAACACUCGAGGCACCAGCAUUUCCUUUGUGGUUUUCCUCGACACCGAACGGUAA
Molecule: messenger RNA, 6087 nt
Organism: Symbiodinium natans
Lineage: Eukaryota; Dinophyceae; Suessiales; Symbiodiniaceae
Source: the annotation of a GenBank genome assembly